CUGUGCUGAUCACUUGUUGUGAAGCCAUGGUUAUGAAGUGGACUGCUGUGUGCCUUGUUGCACUGGCCUUGUUUGGCAGCUUCUGUGAUGCUCAGUGGAACAAGAAAAAGCAGAAUCAGGAAGCCAUGGUACCUCAACAGACCAAGCAGACAUUUAACGAACCACUCAAGUGGGAAUACCCUCUCUUGGCCGAGCCUGAACCUGGACCCACAGUGCCUUUUGAGCUGAGGCAUCCCGUUCCUGCUAAAACUGUGGCUGUUGAGUGCAGGGAGAAGGAUGCUCAUGUGGAAGUCAAGAAGGACUUUUUUGGGAUAGGCCAAUUAAUCAAUCCUGCCGACCUUCACCUGGGAACCUGUGGUCCUGUUGCAGAAGAUACUGGUGCUCAAGUGUUGAUUUAUGUAUCUGAGCUGCAUGAUUGUGGCAGCUCAUUGAGGAUGGAUGAACAUUUUCUCAUCUAUACCUUCCAACUGAAUUAUGAUCCCCAAAGUUUGGGUCCAUCACCUGUGGUGAGGACCACCAAAGCUGCUGUGAUUGUGGAAUGCCACUACCCAAGGAAGCACAAUGUGAGCAGCUUGCCUCUUGACCCCCUCUGGAUCCCAUUCUCUGCUGUUAAGUUUGCGGAGGAGUUCUUAUAUUUCACCCUCAAACUCAUGACUGUUGACUUUCAACAUGAGAGGCCAAGCUACCAGUAUUACCUGGGAGACCUCGUUCAUAUGGAGGCUACCGUCAAGUUGUAUCACCAUGUGCCCCUCCGUGUUUAUGUGGAAAGCUGUGUAGCUACUCUGUCACCUGAAAUGAACUCCAACCCCAAAUACGGCUUCAUCGAGAGCGGGUGUUUACUUGAUGCUAGGAUUACAGGCUCUGACUCUAAGUUCAUGCCUCGCACUGCAGACAACAAGCUUCAGUUCCAGUUGGAGGCCUUUAGGUUCAAGAACGCUGACAGUGGAAUGCUCUACAUUACCUGCCACUUGAGAGCAACAUCUGCCGCCCAUGCCAUUGAUAGUGGUCACAGAGCUUGUUCCUACAUUAAUGGGUGGAAGGAGGCAGGCGGAACUGAUGCAGCUUGUGGUUCCUGUGAAUCUGGUCAAGUUGAUACACCAGGAAAAUCGGGCACUGGACAAACUGGCACCUCAACUGGUUACUGGGGCGGUGGAUCAGACAGGAAGAUCCGUGAUGUGUCCCAAAGUGAAACAAUUGAAUGGGAAGGUGAUGUCACCCUGGGUCCCAUCCCCAUUGAAGAGAAAGUGGUUUCUUAGAAGGCUUAAAUCGAUAUCCUGCUAUGACUAUGACCAUCAAAAUAAACUCAUUGGUUCAUGAA
This is a messenger RNA of Scomber scombrus (Atlantic mackerel), 1318 nucleotides long. RefSeq names its product zona pellucida sperm-binding protein 3-like. The coding region runs from base 27 to 1256 and encodes 409 amino acids. Gene Ontology annotation, biological process: positive regulation of acrosome reaction; binding of sperm to zona pellucida; egg coat formation. NCBI's taxonomy places the organism in Eukaryota, Metazoa, Chordata, Actinopteri, Scombriformes, Scombridae. The transcript is spliced from 8 exons. The record is from RefSeq and is a predicted model, not a curated record. Gene Ontology annotation, molecular function: acrosin binding. Gene Ontology annotation, cellular component: extracellular matrix.